GCCGCUGCUGGGAGCCUCCCCAAGCUCUUUUGGCUGCUGUUCCCUGGGGCCUUAGCCUGGGGAGAAUGGUGCACACAUGGGUGGCUGCUUCUGCAUCCCUGGGGAGCGGAGUCUGUCCUGGGGUCCAGGUAAAGAAGGUCCUUCCAAGGAUCCAACCCUAUCCAGUGAACAUAUAUCCUGUUCUGAAUUUCGAGGAAAAUGUUUCCUGCCACAGAACAUGACACCAGAUCUGACGUUGUCCUUCUGCGUGAAGAGCCGCUCCCGGAGGUGCGUCAAUGCGGCGCUGCAGGAAGCUGUGCGCAUGCGCCUCUGGGCGCUGGAGAACGAGGACCAGGGCGCUCGCGCGCUGUUCAAGGAUCUCUCCGCAAGGCUGGUGACUAUCCAGUCCCAGAGGGCCCAGUUCCUGAUCACCUUCAAGACCAUGGAGGAAAUCUGGAAGUUCUCCACCUACCUAGAUUUAGGCUAUGUGUCCACAUGUCUGGAGUACCUCCUCUUUGACCACAAGUACUGGCUUAACUGCAGAGUGGCGGAGGACACAGAGAUCCAAGUGUCUGUAGAUGACAAACAUCUGGAAACCAUGUAUCUGAGUCUCCUGAUACAGGAAGGUCACUUCUUCUGCAGAGCCACCUGCUCUGUGGCUCAGCCAGCGGAGAAGGAAGGGGAGUGUUUGGGACUGAGCAAGAACGAACUGAUUUCGGUGAAAAUCUCGGAAGGGGAACCAGAGUGGGAAGGCGUGUCGUUAGUGACUGGCCAGCGCGGCUUGGUUCCGGUGUCGGCCCUGGAGCCCCUGAGCGUCCCUUUCCACCAAUGGUUCCUAAAGAAUUAUCCAGGAAGCUGUGGCCUUUCCAGGAAGAGGGAUUGGACAGGCUCUUAUCAGAUUGGCAGAGGAAGAUGUAAGGCCUCGAGGGAUUAUGAGCAGGAAGAAAAGGAUGAACUGAGUUUCCGCCAGGGAGAAAGCAUCGAGAUCAUUGGCUUUGUCAUUCCUGGACUUCAGUGGUUCAUUGGGAAGUCAGUGAGCUCAGGAACAGUGGGCUUUGUCCCCACCAGGAACAUAGAUCCCGAUUCCUACUCCCCAAUGAGCAAGAGCUCUGCCUUUUUCAGUGAUGAUGAAAAAUGCUCUCUGUGGGCCCUGGCAAGCGACAGAAAAGCUGCGUGUGCCAGCUUCCUCCACACGCUGGCUCAAACUGACAUCGCGUCUGUCUACCGCCUCAGUGGUUUUGAAUCCAUCCAGAAUCUUCCAAAUGACCUGAGUGCAACCCAGCCCGAAGGCUUCAAGGAGGCCAGGCCUGGCACAGCCAGGGAGGAGCAUCAGGCUGUGGGAUCCAGAUGGUCUAGCAGCUCUGAGGACUCCAGCUUGGAGGAGGAGCUCCUCUCAGCUGCCUCAGACAGCUAUCACCUGCCAGAGCCUGAUGACCUUGAUGACCCGGAACUGUUCAUGGACCUACACACUAGUCAGGAUGAGGAGGAAGCUGAGAAUUUUGCCCCCAUAUUGGCCUUUCUGGAUCAUGAAGGUUACACUGACCAUUUCAAGAGCCUCUAUGAUUUCUCCUUCUCUUUCCUCACAUCUUCCUUUUACUGCUUCUCUGAGGAGGAUGAGCUCAUGGCCUACCUGGAGACCUCAAGAAAGCUGGCCAAGAAGAGCCACAUGACCUGGGCCCAUGCACGGCUCUGCUUCCUCCUGGGUCGGCUGAGUGUCAGAAAAGUCAAGCUCUCCCAGGCCAGGGUGUACUUUGAGGAAGCCAUCCACAUUCUCCAGGGGCCAUUUGAGGACCUACCCCUGGUUGCUGCUUUGUAUAUCAAUUUGGCUGCCAUCUACCUCAGGCAGAGGCUGAGGCAUAAAGGGCCAGCCCUGCUGGAAAAGGCAGGUGCCCUGCUGGCCUGCCUGCCUGACCAUGAGUUCAGUGCUAAGAAUGAACUUGACGUGGUGGCCUAUGUGCUGCGCCAGGGGAUUGUGGUGGGCAGCAGCCCGCUGGAGGCCAGAGCCUGCUUUCUGGCUGUCCGACUGCUCCUGAGCCUAGGCCGGCAUGAGGAGGUCCUGCCCUUUGCUGAGCGCCUGCAACUCCUCUCUGGACACCCUUCUGCCUCUGAUGCUACAGCCACCAUCUUGAGUUUUCUGUAUGACAAAAAAUACCUUCCAUACCUUGCAGUGGCCUCGGUCCAGCACUGUAGUACCCAGAGUGCCCAUGGGAUGCCUCUUCCAGUUUGGCAGGUUUACCUGGUCCUCCAGAACACCACUAAGCUUCUGGAUGUCCCCUCCUCAAGCUGGUGUGAAGUUUCUGCACUAGCUUGUCCAACUCUCAGGCAGGCAUUGGCUGCUUGUGAAGAACAGACUGACUGGAACACUCAGAGGGCCCUGUGCCUCAUCUUGUCCAAAAUGUACCUCCAAUACAGGUCUCCUGAUGGUGCCAUCUACUACCUGAGUCAGGCCCUGGUGUUAGGGCAGCUACUGGGUGAGCAGGAGGCCUUUGAGUCUUCCUUGUGUCUAGCAUGGGCCUAUCUCUUAGCAAGCCAAGCAAAGAAGGCUUUGGAGAUCCUAGAGCCACUGUUAUGCUCCCUGAAGGAGGCAGACAGUGUCACUCAGAGGGGAGUGGUCCAUAAUCUCCUGGGCAUUGCACUUCAAGAUGAAGGCCAGGGGAGCAGGGCAGCCAGAAACUAUCUCCGGGCCUUGUACAGAGCUCAGGAGACAGGAGACGUGCGUAACCAAGCAGUAACUAUGGCCAAUCUUGGUCACCUGACCCUUAGGGCUCACCAGUCAGCCAAGGACUAUCUCCUGCAAGCAGUCCGACUGUAUUUUGAACUCCAGACCAGCAAGGACACAGAUAUGGAAUUGGUGCAGGUGCUCCUCUGGCUAGCCCAAGUCUUUGUGUCUGGACGCCAGCUGGCCCAGGGCCAGCUUUGUUAUGAAACUGCACUGCUGUUUGGCUUAAGGCAUCGACACCUAAAGAGUCAGCUUCAGGUCACCAAAUCCCUCUGCCAUUUCUAUAGCUCUGUGUCCCCAAAUCCUGAGGCAUGCAUCACCUACCAUGAACACUGGCUGGCCUUGGCUCAACAACUCAGGGACCGGGAGAUGGAGGGGAGCCUGCUGGAGUCGCUCGGGCAGCUCUACCGGAACCUCAACACAGCCAGGUCCCUCAGGAGGUCUCUCACCUGCAUCAAGGAGAGCCUGCGUAUCUUCAUCGACCUGGGAGAAAGAGACAAGGCCGCGGAGGCCUGGCUUGGGGCGGGGAGACUCUACUACCUCCUGCAGGAGGAUGAGCUGGUGGAGCUGUACUUCCAGGCAGCCAUCCAGGCAGCCUUCAAGUCGGAGGAGCCCUCCUUGGCUCUCAGACUCUACGAAGAAGCAGGUGAUGUGUUCUUCAACGGGACCCGCCACAGGCACCGCGCGGUGGAGUAUUACCGGGCUGGGGCUGUGCCUCUAGCGAGGAGGAUGAAGGCACUCAGAACUGAGCUUCGGAUUUUCAACAAGCUGACAGAGCUGCAGAUCAGCCUUGAGGGCUAUGAGAAGGCUUUGGAGUUCGCCACGCUCACAGCCAGGCUGAGCAUAGUCACAGCUUUCCAAUUCCUAGGAGAUCAGAAGCAGAAGCUGGUGGCCUUUCACCGCCUGGCCACAGUGUACUACUCACUGCAUAUGUACGAGAUGGCUGAGGACUGCUACCUGAAGGCGCUGUCCCUCUGCCCACCCUGGCUGCAGAGUCCCAAGGAGGCGCUGUAUUAUGCUAAGGUGUACUACCGCCUAGGCCGACUCACCUUCUACCAGUUGCAGGAUGCUCAUGAUGCCACUGAGUACUUCUUGCUGGCCUUGGCGGCAGCGGUCCUGCUGGAUGACGAGGAGCUGCAGGACACCAUUAGGAGCAGGCUGGACAAUGUCUGCCAGAGCCCUCUGUGGCACAGCAGUGCCCCAGGAGGCUCCUCAGAGCGGGCACGGUGGCUGAGCCGCGGGGGCCUGGCCCUCUGAGUGGAGCCAACCACCUUUGACUGUGCAUUGUGCCUGGAAGCUGCCUCCUUGCCUUGGACCUCAGAUCCUGAGUAGGAGGCUCUGAGUCCUCUCCUGGCCCAGCCUGCUCAUCUUGUCAGGAGAAGUGCGAAGUCCAGAGGGAUAAGGCCUCAUCCUGGGCUAUACAAGGAGCUGAUGGUGGGACCACAGCUGGAUGUCCUGACUUGGGGCCUCAUCUCCAGGUGCCUGUGGCCUUUCCACACAAGCAGCCUGAGAAAUGCACUUUCUCAACAUGUAGUUCUGGAGAAAAUGAGAGGCCUGGCUGCCUCCCCCAGAGGCUUUCUUUCUUUCUUCCCCUAGUGAGGACAUCGGGCACUAUGCUAUGAAAGGCAGGCAGAUAAAGUUUGUGCCCUUCACCAUUUUCUCAGGGAAAGAUCCUACCACUUGCUAAGGGAAGAGCCAUGGUUUUGUUUUGCAAAACCAAAGAAGGUGCCACUCCUCAUGCUCAUGGGGGUUGUCAGGAGCAUUCACCCUACUCUUAGCUAAAAGACAGUCUCUGGGCUGCCAGGGGCAGUAAUAGGGCACGAGGCUGGUGCUGACUGGGAUUCACAUCUCCACCCUGAACCCAGCUGUGUUCCCACAUGACCUCCCCUUAACUCCAGUGAAGGAGUCCAAGCCUUGUCAAGGACCAAAGCUUGAAAUGCAGUGUUAAGCACAUUAUGACAUAAAUUACAUGUAAAUAGUGUACCUCAUUAAAUAUUGACCAAUG
Molecule: messenger RNA, 4703 nt
Organism: Octodon degus (degu)
Lineage: Eukaryota; Metazoa; Chordata; Mammalia; Rodentia; Octodontidae
Gene: Sh3tc2
Product: SH3 domain and tetratricopeptide repeats 2
Exons: 17
Coding region: 77-3955 (1292 amino acids)
Biological process (GO): regulation of ERBB signaling pathway; regulation of intracellular protein transport
Cellular component (GO): recycling endosome
Molecular function (GO): protein binding
Source: RefSeq, a predicted model, not a curated record